This is a messenger RNA of Moneuplotes crassus, 1979 nucleotides long. The record is from the annotation of a GenBank genome assembly. NCBI's taxonomy places the organism in Eukaryota, Ciliophora, Spirotrichea, Euplotida, Euplotidae.
AUUUCAUUCAUUAUGAGCAUCUUUGAUGAAUCAGAUAAGAAGGAAGCAGAAGAGAAUGCUUUUGGACUUAACUUCAAGAAAGCCAACAUUGACGAACAGCUCAUAUGCGACGACAUGGCCAGACUCUUAGAUGACAAGAAGGAGCUUGUUCAUGAGGAAACCAACCCAUACUCUUCAGGAAAUUAUGCUCCAACCUUCGACCAAUUUGAAUCUGCUGAUAAACAAGCAGAGCUUCAGAACAAGAACUUCAAAGAAACUAGUCUUGAGAGCUUUGGUUUUAGCAUGGAAGCAAAUAGCUCAGAAUUUAGGUUUCCUGACGACAAACCUGAAAAUAAAAGCUGUGAUAAUACUAAACCUUUCUGAAUAUCUAACCCGAUACCCACACCAAGCUUUAACACUCCUGCUUAUGCUCAAGAAUUUGGUUCUACACCUCAUAUGGGUUAUCCUUAUUACCAACAGCCUUAUUCUCCCUUUGAUCAGGUUGAUCAGAGGGAAUAUCAUGCUGCGAACAGCUCUCCAUUUCAUUCACCUGACAACUACAACGGAGUUCACAAUGCUCAAUAUUAUCGGGCGCCUCAACCUGAGGAAUUUAAGUCUCCUGAAGUAGAUUUCCCUUACAACUAUAACUCAGGGAGCAAUAUUUUUGCUGCAUUUGAUCAAAAGGAGAAAAACGCGUUUGACAGCUCUCCAGGGGGACAAGACCAUAUGAAGUUUGCUUCCACCAAUAUGGUAUCGACCACUGGUACCAGUAACUACAAUAAUCAAUUCUGAGCAUAUCCGAAUAGGGAUUUCCCAGCUGCUAGCAGGAUUUCCUGUCCUUCACAACUACGCUCGAAAGGUAAACUCGACUCUAAGCUUAAAAUCUCAGCGCCUAAGUUCAAAUCAGGCGAGUCUUCCAAAAGCAUUUUUGUCAAGAAUCUGGAAGCCAGACUAUCAGAUUCACACAGCGAUGUCGUCAUCGCUGAGAUCUUAGGACAGGACAAACUUCCUGAAAUUAUUAAAAACCAAAAAGGAUCCAGGUUCGUCCAGGAUGCGUACUAUACCACUUCCGAAGAGGAAAAGGAGCAGAUCUUUGAAGAAAUCAAAGAUUCCUGGAAAGACUUAAUUGUCAAUAGGUUCGCAAACUAUGUCAUCCAGAAGAUCUUUGAAAAUGGGCCAGAGCACCAGAAAGAAUUCUUCGCCCUCAAUUUGAUAGGAUCAAUGGUCUCAAUGUCAAUGGAGGACUAUGCCUGCAGGAUCAUUCAAAAAUUACUUGAGAAUCUCAAGAGCGAGACAAGAUUAAAGCUGAUUUCUGAACUCCAUGAGAACGUCGAAAAGUUAAUUUACAACUGAAAUGGCAACCACGUAAUUCAAAAAUCUAUUGAAUUUAUACCUGAGAAAUAUCUUGACUUCAUCAUUGAAGAAGUUGGAGAGAACAUCUAUGCCUUCUCGACCCACAAAUAUGGCUGCAGAGUCAUAGAGAAAAUGAUCGAGUUUUGUAAAUGCGAAGAAGUUGAUAAUAUUGUUGAAGAGAUCUUACCUAUGGCAAAAGAACUCGCUGUUGACAAAUCAGGCAAUUACGUAUGCCAAUCCAUCCUUAAAAAUGGGAAGACUAAGUAUAAGAAAAGGCUCAUAGGUAUAUUGAAAGAAGACUUACUGCAUUAUUCAACUAAUAAAUAUGCUAGCAAUGUUAUUGAGUGAUGUUUCAAGUUUACUUCUAACUCUCAAAGAAAGGAUUUUGUUAAAACUAUAUUAAAGUCUUCGAAAUCCACUUCUUGUCCUCUUGAAGUUAUGCUCUGAGAUAAGUUUGGUAACUAUGUCAUUCAGAACAUGCUUGAAAAGGCAGAUGAGAAUGACAGAAAAACAAUUGUGUCCAAGCUCAAAGAGAUUGUCAAGAGAAGGAAACAACUCAACCAAAACGCAAAAAUUGUGUUUAAAGCUAUAAAAGAGAAAGGGCUUUAUCCCUCAAACUAAUAAAUUUCAACUAAUAUCGCUUAAAU